CCCACUUCUCUGGGCGUUCCUUUCGGAUCGCUGGAGCACACCGCUCCACAUUCUCUUCUCGCUCUCCCCUUAACCUCUUCUCCCUCUCUCCAGUCAUCACGGCGUGUUAAUGUUCUACGGUAGCGCUCCGCGGUCGCCAUGCAGAACAACCACAAGGAGCACCUCUAUAAGAUCCUGGUAGUAGGGGACCUGGGGGUGGGGAAGACUAGCAUCAUCAAGCGCUAUGUCCACCAGAACUUCAGCCCCAACUACCGGGCCACGAUAGGAGUGGACUUCGCCCUGAAGGUCAUUAACUGGGACCAAGAGACGGUUCGGCUACAGUUAUGGGACAUAGCAGGUCAGGAGCGGUUUGGGAACAUGACGCGGGUCUACUACCGUGAGGCCAUGGGGGCGUUCAUCGUGUUUGACGUGACGCGGCCAUCCUCCUUCGAGGCCGUCACCAAGUGGAAGGAGGACCUGGACUCUAAACUCACGCUGGCCAACGGGAAAAAUGUGGCCGCAGUGCUAUUGGCUAAUAAGUGUGACCAGGGGCGGGACGUGCUGACCAACAAUGGGAUCCAGAUGGAGAAGUUCUGUCAGGAGAACGGCUUUGUGGGAUGGUAUGAGACCUCUGCCAAGGAGAAUAUUAAUAUAGACGAAGCAGCUAACUGUCUGGUGAAGCACAUCAUCGCCAACGAGAACGAUAUCCUCCAAGCAGAAGUCCCUGACACCAUCUCCCCCCAAUUAAACUCUGGCAGGGGCGGGACCUGCUCCUCCUGUUUCAGAUCAUAGAACAUCUCCACCACCAUCACUUCAUAGAACAUCACCAUCACCAUCACUACACACACCUCCACCAGGACCAGGGCUCAGAUUCACAAAACAGUUCUUACGCAAAAACUUAAGAAGCCUUUUAAGAAAAAAAAUAAGUUCAUAAGAUAAUUUGUAAGUGCAAUUCCUCAACAAUAUCUUAAGAUAUAAUGAUUUUCUUACGAACUUCUCAAAUAUCUUCUUACAAAUCUUCUUAAGAUGUUUGUUGCUAAGCAACUUUGCUUAACUUUCUUCUUAAGUCUAUAGUUAAGGAGUAAAUGGCAGUUAAGAAUACAUUUUUUCUUAAGAAGGUUUUGUGAAUCUAGGACCAGGACCUCCACCACCAUCACUACACACACCUCCACCAGGACCAGGA
This is a messenger RNA of Coregonus clupeaformis (lake whitefish), 1162 nucleotides long. Its product is annotated as ras-related protein Rab-38. Gene Ontology annotation, molecular function: GTPase activity; GTP binding. The coding region runs from base 139 to 771 and encodes 210 amino acids. Gene Ontology annotation, biological process: vesicle-mediated transport. The record is from RefSeq and is a predicted model, not a curated record. Lineage: Eukaryota; Metazoa; Chordata; Actinopteri; Salmoniformes; Salmonidae. Gene Ontology annotation, cellular component: vesicle; trans-Golgi network; Golgi apparatus. The transcript has 3 exons.